CCUCAGCAGCGCGUUCAAAUCCCUCAGACAGCUACUGGGCACCGCCGAGGGGACCGGCCCAGGAGUGGGACAAUAAAAUCCCUGACACCACUGUUCAAGAGGCCUCGGGGGGGUGGAAGGCCAGGCCAGCUGCACGGGUAUAAAGCUGUCCCAGGCUCCCAGCACGGCACUGCAGCACAGUUGUUUGCCAGGCUCCUCCAGCGCUCUCCAAUGGAUAUCACCAUUCAUAACCCCCUGAUCCGCAGACCCUUCUUUUCUUGGUUGGCACCGAGUCGUAUCUUUGACCAGAUUUUCGGGGAGCACCUGCAGGAGUCAGAGCUGCUCCCUGUUUCCCCCAGCUUCAGCCCCUUCCUGAUGAGAUCCCCCAUCCUUCGGAUGCCCAGUUGGCUAGAGACAGGACUCUCUGAGAUGCGACUGGACAAGGACAAGUUUUAUGUAAAUCUCGAUGUGAAGCAUUUCUCCCCCGAGGAGCUCAAAGUGAAGGUGCUCGGGGACAUGAUAGAGAUCCACGGGAAGCACGAGGAGCGCCAGGACGAGCACGGCUUCAUCGCCAGGGAGUUCAACAGGAAAUACAGGAUCCCCGACGACGUGGACCCCCUGACCAUCACCUCGUCCCUGUCCCUGGACGGGGUGCUGACCGUCAGCGCGCCCAGGAAGGUGAGCGACGUCCCCGAGCGCUCCAUCCCCAUCACCCGCGAGGAGAAACCGGCCAUCGCAGGCGCCCAGAGGAAAUAGGGCUGUGCCCACACACAGCCCCCCCGGGGCCAGUCCGCGGCACCUGGCACCAGGUGCUGAGGGGCUGCUCUUAUUAUUUAUGCCGAGUAAGUUUACUAACGAAUAAACCAUGAAUAAGCA
This is a messenger RNA of Lepidothrix coronata (blue-crowned manakin), 855 nucleotides long. RefSeq names its product crystallin alpha B (gene CRYAB). The transcript is spliced from 3 exons. The record is from RefSeq and is a predicted model, not a curated record. Gene Ontology annotation, molecular function: structural constituent of eye lens; protein folding chaperone. The coding region runs from base 211 to 735 and encodes 174 amino acids. Gene Ontology annotation, biological process: protein refolding; response to heat. Lineage: Eukaryota; Metazoa; Chordata; Aves; Passeriformes; Pipridae.